Molecule: messenger RNA, 939 nt
Organism: Zerene cesonia (dogface butterfly)
Lineage: Eukaryota; Metazoa; Arthropoda; Insecta; Lepidoptera; Pieridae
Product: U3 small nucleolar ribonucleoprotein protein IMP4
Exons: 6
Coding region: 1-927 (308 amino acids)
Biological process (GO): rRNA processing
Cellular component (GO): small-subunit processome; Mpp10 complex; nucleolus
Molecular function (GO): rRNA primary transcript binding; snoRNA binding
Source: RefSeq, a predicted model, not a curated record
AUGUUGCGAAGACAGGCGCGUUUGCGCCGUGAGUAUUUGUACAGAAAGUCCGCUGAGGAAAAACAAAAAAGUAUACAAGCGAAAAAGGAUCAGUUAAAACGAUGCCUGGAAGAAAACAUUCCAAUACAUGGUGAUUUGAGAAAAGAAGCUAUCGCAUUACAGAAAAGAUUAGAGUUUGAAGAUAAAGGUCCUGAAAAGGCUGCUGUAAUUGGUGGUUUCAGUGGAGGAGCAAACACGUUAAAUUCUCAAGAUGAUGAAUAUAGGUAUGCUGGUGUGGAAGACCCUAAAAUAAUGAUCACAACUUCAAGAGAACCCAGUGCUAGAUUGAAGAUGUUUGUUAAAGAACUGAGGUUGAUAUUCCCAAACAGCCAGCGUAUGAACCGCGGUGGUUACGAGAUGUCGCAGCUGAUACACGCGUGCCGCGCGAACGACGUCACCGACUUUAUUGUGGUGCACGAGCAUAGAGGUGUGCCUGAUAGUCUCGUGAUAUGCCACCUGCCCUACGGUCCCACAGCCUCGUUCACCCUCUCCGGAGUGGUGAUGAGGCACGACAUACCCGACAUCGGCCCUAUGAGUGAACAGUACCCGCAUCUCAUAUUCCAUAACUUCAAAACUGAUUUGGGAUUAAGGACGAUGAGCAUACUGAAGUAUUUAUUCCCGGUGCCGAAGCCAGACUCCAAAAGGGUGAUCACGUUCGCUAAUCACGACGAUUAUGUAUGUUUUAGACAACAUACGUACAAGAAGGUGGGUAAAGACAUUGAGCUAUCGGAAGUGGGGCCUAGGUUCCAAAUGAAGCUCUACGAGAUAAAGCUAGGCACGCUAGAAGCCCUAGACGCGGCUGACACAGAAUGGGCGCUUCGCCCCUACAUGAAUACAGCGGCUAAGAGGCGUUUCCUCAGUGGCGAAGACGGGUGGCAACAGGAAUAGUGAAAUAAAUAA